AUGGCUACUUACACCCCCGAACGGGCGACCCAAUUGAAGGAAGCGUACCUGGUAAUUGCUAAUCAGGUGAAGCAGGCUGAUCCCAGUGGUAAGGUGACGCUUGUGGCGGUGCUGAAACUCAAGCCCGCCAGCGACAUCCAAGCCCUUUACGACGCUGGCGUUCGCCACUUUGGCGAAAACUACCCCAAUGAAUUAGUCGAUAAGGCUCAGCAAUUGCCCCAGGACAUCAAGUGGCACUUUAUUGGCGCUUUACAGCUGGGGAAUGUCAAUACUUUGGUGAAAAAGAUUCCUAACUUGUAUGCUAUUGAGACCGUUGAUCUGUUGAAAAAGGCGAAGAAGGCAUCGGCUCUGAGGCAAGGUCAAGAUAAAAUCAACGUGUUUCUUCAAUAUAAUACUAGUGGUGAAGAGCAAAAAGCUGGAUUCACGCUGGUUGAUGAAGUGGUUGAGUGUGUUAAAUGGCUCCAAAGCGACGAGAACACCAGUCUUGAGCUUAAGGGUUUAAUGACCAUUGGUCUGUUUGAACAAUCGGUGCUGGGAGAAGAGAAUAAGGACUUUGCUACGUUGGUGGAUGUGAAGAAACAGGUAGACUCGCUGUGUGGCACUGAUCUUGAUUUGAGCAUGGGGAUGUCUCAUGAUUUCGUCCAAGCCAUCGCUCAGGGGAGUACUAACGUGCGGGUAGGGUCGCUGAUCUUCGGUGCCCGUCCUCCCAAGAAUUAA
Molecule: messenger RNA, 717 nt
Organism: Diutina rugosa
Lineage: Eukaryota; Fungi; Ascomycota; Pichiomycetes; Serinales; Debaryomycetaceae
Exons: 1
Coding region: 1-717 (238 amino acids)
Cellular component (GO): intracellular anatomical structure
Molecular function (GO): pyridoxal phosphate binding
Source: RefSeq, a predicted model, not a curated record